AUGUCUUCCACCAUUCUUUUUGCUGCCGGCCUCCUAGUGGGUGCCGCUCAGGCUUACACUCAAGUCAACGCCGCUUCUCCCUUUAUGCUCAAGAACAUCGACCCGAUCGUGUUCCCUGGCCAGCACGGCAAGUCUCAUCUGCACUCUUUCUUUGGCUCCGAUGCCGUUACCGUCGACACCAAGACCAGCGCCGAGCUGCAAAAGGGUUGCACAAACGCCGAGAACCCCAACGAUUUGUCCGUCUACUGGAUUCCCACGCCUUUGUACACCGCCGACGGAACCAAGUACGAGCCUAUUCCCGUCAUGCGCUUCAGUGCCUACUACAACCUUGGCGAGACACCCGCCGAGAUUGCCAUCCCUCAGAACCUGAAGAUGGUGGCUGGUGAUGCUAUGGCCAAGACUCAGGCCGAUAUGCCUCCCGAAGCUAAGGCCGAGUGGACUUGUGAAAGCCAGCCUGUCCCUAUUGGUGCCAACGGCUUUCCCACUGGUACCUGUAACACCCACCUCCAGCAGCUGCUCUACUUCCCUCAGUGCGUCAACGAGCAAACUCUCGAGACCGCAUACAAGUCACGCGACUACGGCACCGCAAACUGGUGUCCCGAGGGUAGCAAGUCCAUGCCCCAGCUGCGCUUCAGCAUCCGCUACGACCUCCGCAAGGUCCUUCCCAACGGCUGGCAAGGCGAGGCACCCUUUAAGCUCGCAUGCGGUGAUGCUUGGUGCUCCCACGGUGACUUUAUCAACGGAUGGACCGAGGAGGCUGCUACCAACAUGAUUGCCACAACUGCCGAGAAGCAACACUUUGCUGCUGUCACUGGUGCUCUCGGCGCCCCCGAUGCUGGUCCUCUUUGCCAGGCGAAAGAUGCUGAUCCCGCCAACGGCACCAGCGAUUAUGAUGAGAGCGUUGCUGCCAUGAGCAAGCGUGAUGUCACUGCUUGGGGGUGGAAGAGCAAGUCUCGCUUCGUUCGCUCGGCUUAA
Molecule: messenger RNA, 975 nt
Organism: Fusarium pseudograminearum CS3096
Lineage: Eukaryota; Fungi; Ascomycota; Sordariomycetes; Hypocreales; Nectriaceae
Exons: 1
Coding region: 1-975 (324 amino acids)
Source: RefSeq, a predicted model, not a curated record